Molecule: messenger RNA, 813 nt
Organism: Durusdinium trenchii
Lineage: Eukaryota; Dinophyceae; Suessiales; Symbiodiniaceae
Source: the annotation of a GenBank genome assembly
CGGAAGGAUUCUAAGAUGACUCGUCAUGGUGUCGUCUACGGUGGCGGAGGCUCAAGCAUGGUAUCAACUCGGCAAGCCAACUACUUCAUCAUCGAAGACCGGCGCACAAACUCUCGUGACAUUACGCGGGCCACCCACGACUACACCACCAAUGAUGUUUAUCGUGAAGUCAACACCGCACUGUGCACUGAUGAUCGCUGUCUUCUGCAGAAACAUGCCAAAUUCAUCAAUUUGCUCCGUCAAGCUUUGUAUGGACACCGUGAACGAGGCAUUGUCUACCGUGGAAUGUUUCUUCCAGGCCGUGACCAUCAGCUCUACCAAGUGGGUCGGAGGUUCCUGUGGCCAGGUUUUACCUCUGCAAGCCGUGACGAGCGUCGCGCCCAUGAAUUUGGGAGCUGCUCCGGCUGGGGCGAAAGAGUCCUGUUUGAGAUUGAUCUGGACUAUAUGCAAGGCCUCACGUGGGUGAGAGACAUCAGCUGGGCAUCGCAGUUUCCUCAGGAGCAGGAGCUCCUUUUUUAUCCAUACAGUGGCUUUCAAGUGGUGGACAGAGUGUGGAUGGGCGAAGAUUUGCAUAUCACUCUCAUUCCUGUUGACGCGAAGGCAGUUGAAGCCAGGGGAAGAAGGGAGGCGGUGGCUGCAGCUUCAGCUGCUGCUCGUGCGGUGCGAGAAGCCUUGGAAGAGGAUGUGAUAGUGGCACUGAAGGGAAGGCAAGCAUCGGACCUGGCACUGUGCCUGGCACUUGCUGGCUGCGAGGAUCAGGAGAUCUUUGAUGCUCGCUUCAGAUGCCGGUACUCGUGGCCACUCUGCCACUAG